Molecule: messenger RNA, 145 nt
Organism: Racocetra fulgida
Lineage: Eukaryota; Fungi; Glomeromycota; Glomeromycetes; Diversisporales; Gigasporaceae
Source: the annotation of a GenBank genome assembly
AUGACGGAAUAUGUGGCUGAAGAAUGGUCUACAGAAUGUGUUGAAUUAUGGGAUAUGGAUAUGGCAGAUCUGCAUAGUGUAAAGAAUUUCGCCAACAAAUUUAUUAAAGAGGUUGGAGAAUUACACUAUUUGUGGAAUAAUGCUG